Molecule: messenger RNA, 660 nt
Organism: Letharia columbiana
Lineage: Eukaryota; Fungi; Ascomycota; Lecanoromycetes; Lecanorales; Parmeliaceae
Exons: 2
Coding region: 1-660 (219 amino acids)
Source: RefSeq, a predicted model, not a curated record
AUGAAGCACUAUAGCAAAAGCCCGAAAGACGUACUCUAUAUACCGAUUGGUGUCCCUAUACCACAACGCCAACCACGCAAGCGACUGCCCGUAGACUUCGAACUCGACGUCACCGUCGCGGACGGCCCUGUUUCAGUAACGGUAGUAGGUGGAGCUUUGGUUACAGUCGUCGGUCCAUUGGCCGAUGUGGGGAUCCUUGAAGAAGUCGCCGUGGAAGAAGAGGAAGCCACGGCGGAAGGAGAAGGGGUUGAGGAGGAUGAGGAUGUCGUCGAAGAAGAGGAAGUCGUCGUUGAAGAGGAAACCGCGGCGGAAGGAGAGGGAGUUGCUGAGGAGGAAGAGGAAGUCGUCGAAGAAGAAGAAGAAGCCGCCGCCGAAGGAGAGGGAGUUGUUGAGGAGGAAGAGGAAGUCGUCGAAGAAGAAGAAGCCGCCGCCGAAGGAGAGGGAGUUGUUGAGGAGGAAGAGGAGGUCGUCGAAGAAGAAGAGGAAGCCGCCGCCGAAGGAGAGGGAGUUGCUGAGGAGGAAGAGGAAGUCGUCGAAGAAGAAGAAGCCGCCGCCGAAGGAGAGGGAGUUGUUGAGGAGGAAAAAGACGCUGUAGAAGACGAUGGCAGCGACCCAGUAUCAGAAAUACAAUUGCCAACGCAGAAAGGGCUCUGCACGUAA